Populus trichocarpa (black cottonwood) is the source of this 1993-nucleotide messenger RNA. Its product is annotated as transcription factor AS1. The record is from RefSeq and is a predicted model, not a curated record. The transcript has 2 exons. Bases 631 to 1740 code for a protein of 369 amino acids. NCBI's taxonomy places the organism in Eukaryota, Viridiplantae, Streptophyta, Magnoliopsida, Malpighiales, Salicaceae.
AACCCCAUUAAUUUAAUGCGCCUCUCACUUCCCACUCUGUAGACACUGCUACCUACUCUCUCUACUCUCUUAGCUCUGUCUUUCUCUGCAAACACUGUGCUGUCAGUUGCUGUUGUGGAGAUAUAUAAUGGUGGUGGCUGUGAUGGAGGAGGUGCACCGGAGUAGCUGACCCUAGGACAUUCCUUAUUAUAUAAAAAAAAAAGGAAAAUCUUGUUUUUGCCCUUUGUCAUUCGCGUGCCCCCUUUUUAAGCCUAGUGUCAGUCGUCAGAUCUCUCUCUUUCUACAUGUUUAAGUUUGUUAGUGUUUUUCUCGAAAAAUUAAUUUUCUUUGCAGUCUCAAGUCUAAUCUCUCAUUUCUGUCUUUGCUCUCUCGUAUUCUGUUCCGUUCCUGCUCGUUCCUCUCUCUCUAGCUAGGCAGGCAUCUUUCUCCCUCUCCUCCAGGGUUUGUUUUAGCCCUUUUCAAUUCCCAUUUUAUAUAAAUUAACAGUAUUACAUUCGAGAUGCGUCGAAAAAGAAGUUCGGUUUCAACCACUUGAAGAAGAAUGUGAAGGAGAUUGAUGCCAUGUUCUGCUAUGUUUCAGAUACAGUAUGAAGAGUUCAAGGCAAUGGAAAGUGGUGUCUACACCUAGAAAUGAAGGAGAGGCAGCGUUGGAGAGCUGAGGAGGACGCUUUACUACGUGCAUACGUGAAACAAUAUGGUCCAAGGGAAUGGAAUCUUGUAUCACAGCGCAUGAACACACCCCUAAACAGGGAUGCUAAAUCUUGCUUAGAAAGGUGGAAGAACUACCUCAAACCAGGGAUAAAGAAAGGAUCUCUUACAGAAGAAGAGCAGAGUCUUGUCAUUCGGCUUCAGGCGAAACACGGGAACAAAUGGAAGAAAAUUGCAGCUGAAGUUCCAGGUCGAACAGCUAAGAGACUAGGCAAGUGGUGGGAGGUGUUCAAAGAGAAGCAACAGAGAGAGCUGAAGGAAAAUAACAAGACAGUUGAGCCAAUUGACGAGGGCAAGUACGAUAGGAUUUUAGAGACUUUUGCUGAGAAGCUAGUGAAAGAGCGCCCUUCUCCAGCAUUUGUAAUGGCCACUUCGAAUGGGACCUUUCUUCAUCCGGACCCCCAUCCCCAUCCCCAUCCCCCUCCCCAUCCCCAUCCAUCUACUCCAGCACCAACUAUGCUCCCCCCUUGGCUUUCUAAUUCUAACAGCACCUCCACUGUCAGGCCACCAUCCCCCUCUGUAACGCUAAGCCUCUCUCCAUCAACAGUUGCGGCAUCCCCUCCAAUCCCAUGGCUUCAACCUGAGAGAGGUCCGGAAAACACUCCUCUUGUUUUGGGCAAUUUGCCACCUCAUGGAAUAGUCCCUGUUUGUGGUGAGAGCUUCUUGAUGUCUGAGUUGGUCGAUUGCUGUAGAGAAUUGGAAGAAGGGCACCGCGCUUGGGCUGCACACAAAAAGGAGGCUGCCUGGAGGCUAAGAAGGGUAGAGUUGCAGCUGGAGUCAGAGAAGUCAUGCCGAAGGAGGGAGAAAAUGGAAGAGAUAGAGUCAAAGAUCAAGUCUCUUAGGGAAGAAGAAAAGGCAUCUCUUGAUAGGAUUGAAGCAGAGUACAGGGAACAAUUAACAGGGCUUAGAAGGGAUGCAGAAACCAAGGAACAGAAAUUGUCCGACCAGUGGACUGCAAAGCAUUUGCGUCUUACUAAGUUUCUCGAACAGAUGUCUUGCAGACCUAGGCUUUCUGAGCCUAAUAGUCGUUAAGGAGAUAUCUUACGUCCAGCUGUAUCAGGUCUACAGUUUGGUAAACACUGGGUCGUUGCUCUUCCUUUCAUUUUCUCUGUUUGAUCUGAUGUCCAUCCUCUUCAGAAACUCUUAUCUGUUAGCAUCUAUUUAUAUUUUCAUGACUGCUUAUGACUUGGACUGCGUGGAUUAAAGUUAGUAUAAGCGUGAUCAACCCUGUCUUGCAUUCUAUCUCUCUUUUUCAGAAAUAUAUAUCAUAAUUAUAUUUUGCUGA